AUGGCUGAUGAUCAACGAGCAAAAAUCAUAUCUCUUAACAGAAAAAGAGGUAGUAUAAAAUCCUCUUUAACAAAGCUGAACUCUUUUAUCGAAACGGAUGAUUCAAAGGACUCAAUAGUGUAUCAAACCAAACUGGAUAAUCUUCUCAAGAUUAAACAAAACCUAGAACAGAUUAAAGAAGAGUACUUCGUCACAGCCGAGGAUUCCGAAUUACAAGAAUUGGAAGAUUCGGUAGAAGAAUUAGAAGAACAGUGCGAAAGACUAGAGCAAACAUACAAACGCAAUGAGGAAGGUAGAUAUAUUGUGGAAAUGCCAAUAAAGGAGAAUCCCCCUGUGUUAGGUGAAUCAAAACAAAUAGCGCGAAAUCGUCUAGACAGUUUAAUUAAAAGGCUAAACAAAAACCCGCAAAUGAAAAAGCUCUAUUCUGAAUUCAUUGAGGAAUAUGAAGCUCUUGGUCACAUGGAAAGAGUAAUGGAAGAUGAAUUACCAGAAACUAAUUAUUUUUUACCUCAUCAUGGAGUCUACCGGGAAGGAUCUACAAGCACCCCUCUAAGAGUAGUCUUCAAUGCUAGCUCCCCUAGCUCUAAUGGAGUUUCAUUAAAUGAUUUAUUGUGUAAAGGUGAUGUUGUUGAGGACAUUUUUGAAUUAAUAUUAAGGUUCAGGACACACAAGUUUGCCUUUACAUUUGACAUUCAAAAGAUGUUUCGUCAGAUUUUAGUUGUGCCACAUCAAAGAGACUAUUUACGAAUUUUAUGGUUUGAUGAAAACUCUCAUCAAGAAGUAACAUUUAGAUUAAAAACUGUGACAUAUGGCACUUCAUGUGCACCUCAUCUUGCCAUACGCACCAUUAAACAAUUAGCUUUAAAUGAAGCGUCGGACUUUCCGUUAGCAUCGGAAAUGGUUUUACGCGACCUUUACAUGGAUGAUGGGAUUACAGGUGCCCCGGAUAUCCAAACUGCUCAAAUUCUACAACAACAGCUGAUAAAAAUGUUCGCAAGAGCAGGAAUGUCUUUACAUAAAUGGACUUCAAACUCACAGGAACUUUUAAAUAGUUUUCCAACUUCUAAUCCUGAAAACACUUUUCCCAUAGAUGAGCAGGUCUCAAAGGCUCUUGGCAUGCAUUGGAAGCCUUUCGAGGAUUUAUUCAUAUUCACAGUCAAGUAUGAGAAUGAAUCUAUACUCACGAAACGAACAGUUCUGUCAGUCAUUGCCAGACUCUACGACCCCUUGGGUCUGCUGGGACCAGUUAUAUCUAAAAUGAAGAUUUUUCUCCAAAAAUUGUGGUUGCAAAAACUUACAUUUGACGACCCCCUUCCACCAGCCAUUGGUAAAGAGUGGAGUCAUUUAGUUCAAUCCCUUAGGGCUCUUGAGCUAGUAAAAAUCCCAAGAUGGAUUUUAAAUGAAAAUCCUGCAAAAUUAAUUCUUCAUUGUUUCUCAGACGCCAGUGAAGCCGCAUAUGGAGCAGUUAUUUAUCUACAGUGCAUCAGUGCCAAUGAUAUAGUCACAUCUAGACUUGUAUGCAGCAAAACUCGAGUCUCCCCAUUAAAAACUGUCUCCAUUCCCAGAUUGGAACUUUGUGGAUGUCUUCUCGCCGCUCAACUAAAGGCCAAGGUUGAAAAAGCUUUACAUCUACAAAUUGAUAGCGCAGUGAUGUACACAGAUUCUACUAUUUCCCUAGCCUGGAUUCAAACACCAUCACAUCGUCUCAAGACAUUUGUUGCAAAUAGAGUGGAAAAAAUACAACAACUGACGCAGAACAACAAAUGGCAGCAUGUUUCCUCCACUUUAAACCCCGCAGAUGUGAUAUCAAGAGGACUAGUUCCAGAACAACUGAUUGACAACUAUUUAUGGUGGAAUGGACCAACUUUCCUUCAAGAACUACCUGUUUCUGUGAACUGUGCUGACCAACAAAUGAUUGAUGCAUCUCAGGAUUCUCAAUUUUUAUUGGAACUCAAGGACAAUACCACUCACACCUUAGUGACUUUAAAUUCAGAUUUCCUUACUAACUUUUUGAAAAUUAGUAAUAAGUAUAACAAAUUAAUACGUGUUUUCAGUUUUCUCCUCAGAUUUCUAGGAAACUGCAGAAACAAGAAGAUGAAGGGUUCACUCUCCUCAAAGGAAAUCGAGGAAGCAGAAUUUAAAUUAAUUUCCCUUGUACAACAAAAUGUUCUUGCUGAUGACUUCAAAAACUUAGCAAGUGGUAAACAGGUAAACCCUUCUAGCAAAUUAAAAAGUUUAUCCCCUUUUUUAGAAAAAGGUUCUAAUGUAAUUAGAGUAGGAGGCAGACUUAGAAAUGCCGACAUACCAUUUCAGGUAAAAUUUCCUAUUAUUUUACCUAAAACUCAUAUCCUUACCAAAUUAAUUAUGCAAAGUAUUCAUCUUAAAAAUUGUCAUAUUGGAGCCCAAACUUUACUUCAUUUAACUAGACAGAUGUAUUGGCCCAUUGGGGGCAGAGAUAUAGCUCGCAGUAUUGUUCAUAACUGUAUUACUUGUUCCCGAUAUAAUCCUCACCUGUCUAUUAAAAAAAUGGGUGAUUUACCCGCAGAACGUUGUAAUCCUUCGUUACCAUUCAAUAUUAUUCGAGUGUGCCUUGUUAAAACAGCCAAAGGGACUUAUAAACGCCCAAUUACGAAAUUAGCCAUAUUGCCAAUUGAAACCUAA
Messenger RNA from Argiope bruennichi, 2661 nucleotides. RefSeq lists its product as uncharacterized. The transcript is spliced from 2 exons. The record is from RefSeq and is a predicted model, not a curated record. Bases 1 to 2661 code for a protein of 886 amino acids. NCBI's taxonomy places the organism in Eukaryota, Metazoa, Arthropoda, Arachnida, Araneae, Araneidae.